CGAAACAGAAGCCAACUUCAGCAGCGCAGUCUUCGCUACCCAGGGACGACCGCAGACAGCAUUGCAUUUGUCCGUGGCCCAGGACGUCCUCGGUUGGAAAACAUACACACGAAGAUAUUUGGAUCUUCAUACUUGAGGAUAACUGAAUCCGUCUGGGUUCAAGUUAAGGUUUGAAGACACUUUAAAGAAAAUUGUUCGCAAACAAAUCGAACCUGUUCGAGCAUUUGGGACGCACGAAGAAAGAAAAGGAAAAACCUCACGACCUAGUCAUGUCUCGCAGAAGAAGCCGCAGCGCAUCGCCAGGGCGGUAUCCCCGCACCUGCAGCAGUAACGAUCCCAGGGAUUUGGAGCGAAGGAUUUUUGUUGGGAAUUUGCCAACUUCUGACAUGACAAACAAGGAUUUGGAAGACCUUUUCUCUCCGUACGGGAAAAUAGUCGGCGUGUCCUUGUUUCGAGGUUAUGGAUUUGUUCAAUUUGAGCGCCUUGAGGACGCUGAAGCUGCGAGAACAGCUCAAAAGGGCCGAAUAUAUAAAGGGUACAAACUAGAUGUAAAUAUGGCAGUGGAGCGACGGCAAGCUAAACCUCAAACCCACCAGAGCCCUCCUCGAAGGCCCCCAUAUGUCAAAGAGCCCCGGCCUCGAUCGCGUUCACCCGUCUACGGGCGCGACGCCAGGGAGCCUCGGGACAGUCGUGACGUCAGGGACUCUGCCAGGGAGCCCAGGCCGGGUAGCCACUCCCGGGAGCCCGAUUAUCGCUUCCGCUCGGACAGCAGAGACAAGGACGGCAGGGGCGACCCUCGGGAUUCUGCUUACAGCAGAGAGGAUUAUGACCGCUACUACCGCAGCAGGAGUGCUGCAGAGGACUACUACAGGAGGAAGGAUGAGCCCUUCAGGGAGCCUUACUUGGAUCCCUGGAAUGGACGCCGUGAGCCUGGAGUAGAGGAGCGCGCGCAGCCAGUGGAGCGCCGCCGUAACGAGCUGUAUCGACAGUACUACGAAGAACUCCAGCGGCGCUACGACACGGACCGCCCCGUCGACUGCUCCGUGAUUGUUGUGAACAAGGCGCAGAAUAGGGAGUAUGCGGAGACGGUCGGGCGCAAAGUCCGCGAUUUGGGAAUGGUCGUGGAUCUCAUCUUCCUGAACACAGAAGUCUCUCUCACGCAGGCUCUGGAGGACGUGGGCCGAGCCCGCACUCCCUUCGCCAUCAUCAUCACUCAGCAGCACCAGAUGCACCGAUCCUGCACUGUCAACAUCCUGUUUGGUACUCCUCAAGAACAUCGAAACAUGCCCAUACAAGAUGCCAUGAUGCUGGUUGCCCACAACUACGACACCUACAAAGUGGAGAACCGGGAAAAAGAACGAGAGGAAAUCGCCAGAAAGGCGGCCAAGAUGGCGGACGACGUGCUCCUCCGGGAGGCUGACAGAGAGAGCCACCCCAUUUCCGUGCUGACCGGCAUCACACUGCUGGCUGAAAACAGGUUUUUAACCCCGGAGGAGCUGGACAGUCUCAUUGCUUACCUGAAGGAUAAAAGAGCUCGUCUCGUGAGAACCUCAGAAGAUCCUCUUCCAGCUCAUGCAGCGUCCGCAGUGCCGCAUCACGAUGCCCUGCCGUCGUCUGCGGGACUCGCUCCAUCUUCGCUCAGCGCCUCCCAGCCAAGUCACCUGCCGGCGGGUCCCAGCGCCUCAUCCAACCCCAGUCACCAGCAGGAGCUGCAGGCCAAAAUCCUCAGCCUGUUCAACAGCGGCUCCAGCCCGUUAACGGGGUCCACCAGCCUUUCUCAGGGCACCCCUCAGUCACAUUCCUAUAGCUCCCUCGGUUCCACCCCCUCCCAAAAUCCAUCCCGCGCGCCCAUGUCAGGGCUAGCCCCAGGCGGAUCCCAGAGUUACGGCAUCCCGAUGGGCCGCCUGCCCUCCACCACUGCAGCCCAGAGGCCCUCCGCCUCCACUUCUGGUAUCAAUUUUGACAACCCGAGUGUCCAGAAAGCUCUCGACACGCUCAUCCAGAGCGGGCCGUCUCUCAACAACCUGGUGGGCCCCGGGUCUUCGCAGCCGCUGUCCCAGAGGUCCGCCUCCAGCAUGGGCCAGGGUGCCCCCAUGUCCAUGUAUCCUCGCCAUUAUUGAGGCCCCAUGGGAGACAACGGGGCUGUUAGAAGAAUAUACCACAACCUGUUCUGGGAUCGAUCCUCAAGCUUUGUGUUGGUAGUCCCUAGAGAUGUUUCGUAAACGUUUUAUAUUGCUCCUCGAUUUAGAGCUGGUAAAUUUGGAUGCUUUGCUUAGAUUACAUAAUGUUUUUUUUUUUUGUCUUUUCAGUUUGCCUGAAAUAUUUUACCGAGUCUUUUUACUGUGAGAGUUGGAACAACCUAGUUAUGACCUACGUUUUGGUUCGUGAUGGAGAUGGUUCUUUUCAGCCCUGAACUGUUAAUAUUUUAUAGUUUUCCAUUGUGCUGUUUAAUCUGUACUUUUUUUUUGUUUCCAUUGUCAAAAGAAGACAAUUAAAAAGUUGAGACACAUUCUGUAGUAAAAUGAUAUUGGUUUAUUGCAUUUUGUGCUGACAAAUCUAUAAAAUGGAACAGGUAUCGCCAGAAGCUAGAGAGAUAAGCAUUUGAAAUAUGGAUAAAACCGCUUUUUUCUUUUUCUUUUUUUAAAUGUAUCAUGAGUCACAAUAGAGAAUAAUACGUCUUUUUUUUAUUUUAGAAUAUUUAACUUACACAGACACAGAAAAUAAACACCUCAACACUAACUCUAUCUGAUUUUUAUUUACAUGUAGUCCCUUCCCACCCCGGCCCAUAACCACCCCCACCCCCAGCAGUUAGGAGUGCACACACACACCCACCCCCACAGAACUGAAAGAAACACACUAUAGCGUUACCGUUAGACUGGGUAGAGUGCUAGGGAAAAGUCAUGAACGGUUCAGAUUUUCUAUCAGGAACUAAACACAGGUUUUUACCUGUGCGCCAAUUAAAACAACUGGCGUCCAUUUUAGUCCUCCAAGCAUCCAUAUAAAAUAUCUCCUGCGAGUCCAGUGAAUUAAAACCAGUCUGGAGAAUCAAAGUAUCAAAUGAAAUCCGUUUGAGUUUCAGGUACGAAAGGAUUGAACGUUUUUAGGAAAUGUGCAUCUCAUGAUCUUGUAAUUUUCGCCUGAAUCAGACUGAAGCAGGGCUGGCACAGAUGAUGGAAACGGUCUGUGUUGUGUUCAGAGGACAUUGGCACAACCUAACUGCACAGUGCCUGUAAUCAAUAGUUUAAAACAUACUGGGUAGAAGUUCCCAUUUCCAUUUUUUUCCCCCACCUGUGCCAGUCAUAAAAAUGUACAUUCCCCAAAAUGCGAUAAUUAUCCUUUUGAAGAUUUGGUAAACAAUUGAAAAACUGGAGUCAGAACUACAAGCAGGGCUCAUUUUUACCCCCUUUUUGCACAUUAAACGUAAAAAUCAACGGUUGCUACACAUUUUUCCAGAGGUCAGUAAACACCUCUUGUCUAAUUCACUUAAUUGAGAAAACCUUCAGCAAAUGUUCUACUUUUCAAUAACUGACAACAGAACCUUGUGGAUAGAUCUACCAUUUAAAAAUAGAUUAUAAUAAUAUCCGUCUUGGAUACAACAAUAGGCCAGUCCUAAUAAAAGGGGGGAAAAAA
Molecule: messenger RNA, 3630 nt
Organism: Fundulus heteroclitus (mummichog)
Lineage: Eukaryota; Metazoa; Chordata; Actinopteri; Cyprinodontiformes; Fundulidae
Gene: ncoa5
Product: nuclear receptor coactivator 5
Exons: 12
Coding region: 270-2120 (616 amino acids)
Biological process (GO): regulation of signal transduction
Cellular component (GO): nucleoplasm
Molecular function (GO): RNA binding
Source: RefSeq, a predicted model, not a curated record